Ricinus communis (castor bean) is the source of this 2115-nucleotide messenger RNA. RefSeq names its product sodium/hydrogen exchanger 4. The transcript has 14 exons. The record is from RefSeq and is a predicted model, not a curated record. Gene Ontology annotation, cellular component: membrane. Gene Ontology annotation, biological process: sodium ion transport; regulation of pH; proton transmembrane transport. NCBI's taxonomy places the organism in Eukaryota, Viridiplantae, Streptophyta, Magnoliopsida, Malpighiales, Euphorbiaceae. Gene Ontology annotation, molecular function: sodium:proton antiporter activity. Bases 152 to 1714 code for a protein of 520 amino acids.
UCUCGCUCCUUAUCUGUCUCUCGCGCACACGCACACACAAUUUAAGUUUCCUCAUCAACUGGCCCCGUCUCUCUUUUAGGAUUGUUGAUGAAUAAAACGAGUCAUUUUUAAGAAAAAGCACAGAAGAAUAAGAAAGAAAAGUGAACAAGGAAUGGAGAGAUUAACAGACCUUGCAGGGAAUUUAGCACACGAGCAUGCCCAGGUUGUGCCUUUAACACUCUUCGUCGCUGUUUUAUGUCUGUGUUUAGUCAUUGGGCACUUGCUUGAAGAGAACCGAUGGGUUAACGAGUCCAUCACUGCCAUCAUCAUGGGAUGUGUUUGUGGAAUAUUUAUCUUGGUUUUGAGUAAAGGAAAAAGCUCGCAUAUAUUAAGAUUUAAUGAAGAGUUGUUCUUUAUUUAUCUCCUUCCUCCUAUCAUUUUCAAUGCGGGAUUUCAGGUCAAGAAAAAGCAGUUUUUUCAAAACUUUAUAACCAUUAUGCUGUUUGGAGUUGUUGGUGUUUUCAUUUCUGCACUCAUUAUUGUAGCUGGCAGCAGGUGGACAUUUCCAGGAUUAGGACUUCUUGGUCUGACAGGACGUGACUAUCUUGCCAUAGGAGCAAUCUUUUCGUCGACUGAUACAGUGUGUACACUUCAGGUUCUUAAUCAAGAUGAUACUCCUUUACUAUACAGCUUGGUCUUUGGGGAAGGAGUUGUAAAUGAUGCAACAUCAGUUGUCCUGUUCAACGCCAUACAGAAGAUGGAUGUUACAAGACUCAAUUCAAAAACUGUACUCAGGGUUGUUGGAGAUUUUCUUUACUUGUUCUUGACAAGCACUGCUCUGGGUGUCACUACUGGACUUGUGACAGCGUUUAUACUUAAAACCUUAUACUUCGGAAGACAUUCAAGCAUUCGAGAAAUUGCUCUGAUGGUUUUAAUGGCGUAUCUCUCUUACAUGUUGGCCGAGCUGCUAGAACUAAGUGGUAUUCUCACAGUUUUCUUCUGUGGGAUUCUCAUGUCACAUUACGCAUGGCAUAAUGUGACCGAAAGCUCAAGAAUCACAACCAGGCAUGUAUUUGCAAUGAUGUCAUACGUUGCCGAGACCGUCAUAUUUCUCUAUGUGGGGAUGGAUGCACUUGACAUCGAGAAGUGGAGGACGAGUAAGAUAAAUUUUGGAACUUCAAUGAGCAUAUGUAGCACAUUGGUGAUGCUAGUAUUGCUUGGACGAGCCGCAUUCGUGUUUCCACUCUCUGGUUUUUCCAAUUUCAUGAAUAGAGGAAGAACAUCGUUAAUCACAUUCAAGCAACAAGUAAUUAUUUGGUGGGCUGGACUAAUGAGAGGUGCAGUGUCAAUUGCUUUGGCGUACAAACAGUUCACAUUUUCUGGAGUGACGUCGAAUCCAGUCAAUGCUGCAAUGGUCACCACCACCAUCAUUGUUGUCUUGUUCACUACAAUGGUAUUUGGUUUUUUGACAAAGCCGUUGAUAUAUUUUAUGCUUCCACAUGAUGACAACAAUCGCAACAAUCACCAAGAAGUGAAGAUCCCUAAAGAUGAUGUACGCCUGCCUUUGCUGUCACUUGAAGAGUCUGCUGCAACAAACCUUCAAAGAGCGACAGACAGUUUGUCCAUGCUAAUAGAAAGCCCUGUAUAUACAAUACAUUACUACUGGAAGAAGUUUGAUAAUGCCUACAUGAGACCUAUAUUCGGUGGUCCUCGAAGCAGUCAGCAGGAAUGCUAAAUCUACCAAUAUAACCUCGAUUUAGUGCUGACCAACUCAUGUGUUGAACAACCUUGAGAUGCAAGUUUUGUAGGAUGGCUGGCAGGUAAUGGAGAUCAUGAUUUCUCUGCUCAAAACGGAAGUCUGUAUAUUUCGACUCUAGGUAUUGAAAACAUGAUACCGACUAGGCCUCUCGAGCUUGACUGAUAAGUUGCAGUUCUACUGAGCAAUGUGGAUUUCAUCAAGAAUCUACUCUGAUGUAUAUAUGUUUGGAAAUAAAUGUUGCUGGGAAACUGUUCUGUGUACUUCUUUCUCUGACAAAAGCAUGGCAUUUGCAGGAUAAAUUCCUUAAUCUUGAACUUGCGUAAGCAAACCAAGUUGGUUGAUUUGCAGAAAAUGGAUCUGACUGCUCUCUUGGCUCU